CUGUGCUAGUCUUCCCUUUUCCUUUCAGAGAAUCUGAAAUAAGGCAAAGAGACCAGAAUGAGAGAUAGAAAGAGCUUGUCUCUAGAGUGCAGGAUUUCUUUAAAAGUCUUAAAUAUGAGCAUAUUUUGCAUUGUAGGUCUUAAAUUACAUUUAAUCAAGUCUUAAAUCCUUAAGUCCAUUUACCGCUUCAUUCGCUUUUUUUAUUUGAUGCGUUGGUCGCUUUCACUGUUGGUUCCAUGUAUUUGUUUAUGAAAUUUUAACUAUUUUAACUAACCAUGCAGAAAGAAAACUACAAAGGAAACGUGGAAGUGGAACUACACAGGAUAACAAGGUUUGGACUGGGUGAGUUUAUUAAAAUAAAUCUCAUGUCAAAUGUCUCCAGGCCAUUUAUCAGGUAAAUGUUCAUUCUGUAUUCCCACUGAGACAAAAUUUUAAUUGAAAUGCCAUAAAUAGGGAUUAUUUAAGUGCGGUCCAAACAAUAUGUCCUCUGAAUAUAUCCAUUAAUUAACAUUUCGCUUGUUGCUGAGUCCGUUUUGAGGAAGACAAGUUGCGUUUGAGGGACGUACACGGACACCUAAAGAACUCCAAAUUGUCAUUUCCCUCACACUCAACCACAAACACAAGGAAGUUUCACCACCUCCGUCACAGAGACAACGAGACUUUCAAGAAGUUAGACAGAGAAUGUCUCCACUGGUACUAAUCCUCAUGUUUCUGCUUCGGUUUAAAGCAGAUGUCAGAGGACACUUUACUCUCUAUCACAGACCAGGAGGAGACGUCUUCCUGCCCUGUGAGGUGUCCUUGAAAGUGAAAUGCUCCGUCAUUAACUGGCUUUACACCAGAGAUCCGUCUCGGACCAUAUUCGUGGCAGAGAACGGAAACGUUAGCAGGAACUCCGCCCGGCUCAGUCUGACCAGGAACUGCUUUCUGACCAUCAGCAACAUCACGGCAGAGGACGCUGGUCUCUACACCUGCCGGCCUGGAAAGAGCACUAACCACAACACACUGGUGAAUCUAAACAUUCUGACCAUCUCUCCAUCUCCACCAGAUGCUGAUCCAAACAGUGGUAGAACUGUCACAUUAGAGUGCUCUCUGUCAAAAUUCAAAGGAUUCCCUUAUUGUCAACCAAACAGCAUCCGGUGGCUGGAUGAGUCAGGAGCUGAGCUGGAUGGUGAAGUAGUUGAGUACAAGCUCAGUGGACAGAAGAACUGUGGUUCUCGUCUGACUGUGAAACGCCAGAGUGGACACAACAGAAGAUACACCUGCCAGUAUUUUGAGGGAGACAGUGUGAAGAUAGAAGCUCACUACACUCCUGUCUUCUCAGAGUCCUCAGACUCCACAGAGUCCACAGAUGUCACAGACUCCACAGAGUCCACAGAGUCCUCAGACUCCACAGAGUCCACUCCCUGGUCUCCUCUGGCCUACGUCAUGUUGUGUCUGCGGAUCACGACACUGAUCCUGAUGAUUGGAAUCACCGUUAUUGUCAUUAGAGACAAAGGAAGAAAGAAGCCACUGGAACACAGCAAUGUUCCUAAUGUUGGUGCCAAUCCCGAGGAUAGACCCAAAUGAAGGAAACCACCCUCCUGCUCCUGUGCUGCUCUGAGCUUCCGUAACUCUGGAAUCAUUGGAAUUUAAUGUUAAGGAGGCUGAGAUUUUAAGUUAAAUGAUUUAAUCCCUCUGUUUUCAUGUUUUCAAUCAUUUAGUCUCAUGAAGUGAAAUGAACUGUCCAUACAUGUACGUACCUACACAGUGAGCUGAGAGGACGUUCCUCCAGGGUCAUGGAGCUACAUGAUUAGCACUGGGCUGAGCAUAAAGUGUGUGCAAAGCCUUUCCAUGUGUUUCCUGGCGUUUCUGUUCAUCUACCCUGGAUUUACCUUUUGUUCUUGACUGAUGUAUCCAUGUUUUCCUUGUGGGUACCUUCCCCUUAUGUGCUGAUCCUCUAUGCAGCACCUAUUAUUACCUUUAUAGUAAAUCUCCAUUAAACUGAACUUUAUUUUUA
This is a messenger RNA of Mugil cephalus (flathead mullet), 1996 nucleotides long. Its product is annotated as cytotoxic and regulatory T-cell molecule-like. The record is from RefSeq and is a predicted model, not a curated record. The transcript has 6 exons. Gene Ontology annotation, cellular component: external side of plasma membrane; membrane raft. Gene Ontology annotation, molecular function: protein tyrosine kinase binding; MHC class II protein binding. NCBI's taxonomy places the organism in Eukaryota, Metazoa, Chordata, Actinopteri, Mugiliformes, Mugilidae. Bases 682 to 1566 code for a protein of 294 amino acids. Gene Ontology annotation, biological process: interleukin-15-mediated signaling pathway; positive regulation of ERK1 and ERK2 cascade; T cell activation.